AUGGAUGACCCUUCGAGCCGUGAGUCUAACAAUGCACCAGCCGACGAGCCACAGCGUGCGCCAAACACUCCAGCCCCCGCCAUGUCGUCGGACUUGCCCUCCUACAUACCGUCGCUACCUCAAGGUCACGAGCUUCCAUUUGUGCGGCCAUCAUCGUAUCUCAGACCCAAACUUCGGAGUCGUACAACGCCUGUUCCCACGACGCCAAUGAGUCCCAUUGAUGAAGAACAGUUGCAAGGCCUAAAAGGCUUGCGCAACUUUCUUCGAGUUAGAACUAGCUACGACGUGCUCCCGUUAUCUUUCCGCCUCAUCGUACUCGACAAUGACCUACUAAUCAAAAAGAGCUUGGAUAUUUUGAUCCAGAAUGGAAUCGUGUCCGCGCCUCUUUGGGAUUCGCAGCAGUCCAGAUUCGCCGGUCUACUUACCGCAACCGAUUAUAUAAAUCUGAUACAAUAUUACUGCCAAUUCCCUGAACAUAUCGAUGAUGUAGAGAAGUUUAGAUUGAGCAGCCUCCGCGACAUCGAAAAAGCAAUUGGCGUGCUUCCGCUAGAGACGGUGUCCGUCCAUCCGUCGAAGCCACUCUACGAAGCAUGCAGUCGUAUGCUUAAGAGCCGCGCUCGUCGUAUUCCUCUCGUCGAUAUCGACCACGAAACCGAGAGGGAGACGGUAGUGAGCGUGAUUACGCAGUACCGAAUACUCAAGUUUAUCGCCGUCAACACGGAACAGCAUACUAUGCUUCUCAAGCAGACGGUACGAGAGAUCGGGCUAGGAACAUAUAGCAAUCUCGCGACGGCUAAGAUGACGGACUCGGUCCUGGAGGUGAUCAAUUUGAUGGUGGUGCAUAACAUAUCUGCUGUGCCUAUUAUUGAUAAAAACAACGUUGUACUCAACGUGUUCGAGGCCGUCGAUGUUAUACCUUGUAUCAAAGGAGGCGCAUAUGACGAGUUAAAAUCAACAGUAGGAGAAGCGUUGACAAAGAGACCGGAAGAUUUCCAAGGUAUCUAUACUUGCCAAGAGGAUGACAGGCUUGAUUCGAUAUUCGUUACGCUACGCCAGUCUCGAGUCCAUAGGCUAGUAGUCAUUGAUGACAAUUGGCAUUUGAAGGGCAUUAUCUCGCUGUCCGACAUCCUUAAGUACGUUUUAUUUACUGGCGUUACUAGCGAUGAGGGCGAAUAUUUCCCACCGCCGCGUAACAAGUCGAUGAUAACUCGACGCUUUUUGUAA
This is a messenger RNA of Daldinia childiae, 1224 nucleotides long. RefSeq names its product Nuclear protein SNF4. The record is from RefSeq and is a predicted model, not a curated record. The transcript has 4 exons. NCBI's taxonomy places the organism in Eukaryota, Fungi, Ascomycota, Sordariomycetes, Xylariales, Hypoxylaceae. The coding region runs from base 1 to 1224 and encodes 407 amino acids.